CAGGUUCGAUUCUGGUCGAUAUUACAAAAGCUAAGAUAUUCUUGAGUUAUAUCUCCUUUGCUGGAGGAAUGACCGCACCUCCGUUUGCUCCACAUUUUUGUGGAAGAGAAGAAUUGGUUGGAGGCUUUUGUGUCGCUGGAUAAAAGUUUGUGGAUCUCACAUUCCUGAAACAGUACCGUUUAUCGAGUAUUCGUGCUUGAGCGAUUCAUGGCGUGGAUGGCUAUGCCGACGACGGUGCUCAACAAUCAUCCUCCGUCACUGCUCCCUUCUUCCUCAGCUCCUUUGCUAGAAGCUCUCAAGAGAACCGGCGAGGAGCGUGUCGCUGCAUUUCACUUCCCAGGCCACGGCCGCGGCUCCUCAGCGCCCUCUUCGAUUUCCAAGCUUCUCGGAGCUCAACCCUUCCAGUUUGAUCUCCCGGAGCUGCCAGGCCUGGAUAACUUGCACUCGCCACAAGAAGCUAUAGCCGAAGCGCAGCAAAUGGCCGCCGAGCUUUUCGGAGCAGGGUACUCGUGGUUCUUGGUGAACGGCUCUACGUGUGGAAUUCAAGCGGCGGUGAUGAGCUGCUGCAAGCCCGGAGACGUUUUGAUCCUCCCCAGGAACGCCCACGUCUCGGCAUUCUCAGCCAUGGUUCUUGCUGGAGCAAUGCCUCACUAUGUUCUUCCUUGUUAUGACGAGCUCUGGGAGAUUUCUCACGGCGUCUCCGCCGAGAGCAUCGAGUUGGCCAUCUUGGAUCUGCAGAAAAGAAAAGACGUGAGAAUUGGAGCUGUUCUGAUUGUCUCGCCAACUUACUUUGGAGUGUGUAGCCCAGUGGAGGAGAUCGCAAAGGUGUGUCACGAGCAUGGUAUCCCGAUCAUAGUUGACGAGGCUCAUGGAGCGCACUUCAAGUUCCACUCGAGGUUUCCUGCAACGGCACUCGAGCAGGGAGCCGACGUUGUUGUCCAAUCCACGCAUAAGGUACUCUCGUCUCUUACGCAGUCCGGGAUGCUCCAUCUUGCGAGAGGCUGCGAGAUUGUAAAGCACGAGAGAAUUAGCAAGUGCCUUCGAACCUUGCAAAGCUCCAGUCCGAGUUACCUUCUCUUGGCCUCUCUCGAUGCCGCAAGGGACCAGAUGAGUUGUGCAGCAAGCGAUGACCAUCCAUUGUUUGAUACAGCUCUGGAGCUGGCUUCCACAGCUCGACGACGCCUGAAACAAAUCCCACAAGUUUUAGUCCUUGAUAGAGAAAAUGUGAGCUUGGCAGCCAAAGCUGAUACCAUUUUCGAUGAGCUUAGGAUCACCAUUGGUUUGUGGGAGCUCGGAGUCACAGGAACUUUUGCCGAUGACUUUCUGUGCGAUAAAUGCAAGGUGGUGGCCGAGCUUCCUCUUCUGAACUCCAUAACUUUUGCUAUGGGAACCGGCACUAGCAGCAGCGACACUGAGAAACUUAUCGAAGGCUUUCAAGAGCUUUUGAGUUCUUCCAGAUUGACGAUAGAUUCUUAUUCCAGACCCGGAGUGCCUGAUUGUUACAAAAUCGGAUGGAAAGCACUAGUUAGUCCAAGAGAGGCAUUCUUUGCAGAAACUUACUGCUGCAAAGCUGACGAAGCAGUGGGUCUAGCGAGUGCUGAGCUCGUGUGCCCGUAUCCACCUGGUAUUUCUGUGCUCUUUCCUGGAGAGCUCGUCUCGCAGGAGGCUCUUGCCUAUUUGAAGCAAGCCCAUGCUUCGGGAAUUACCAUCAGUGGAGCAUCAGAUCCAACUCUUUCCACACUUCAUGUCUUGAAGUGACAUCACAAAGAUCCAGCUGCAAAGAAAAAAACAAGAGUUAGAUAAAUGCAAAGUCAUAGAAACUUCAUUACGUACCGAUCA
Molecule: messenger RNA, 1839 nt
Organism: Selaginella moellendorffii
Lineage: Eukaryota; Viridiplantae; Streptophyta; Lycopodiopsida; Selaginellales; Selaginellaceae
Product: arginine decarboxylase-like
Exons: 1
Coding region: 208-1758 (516 amino acids)
Molecular function (GO): catalytic activity
Source: RefSeq, a predicted model, not a curated record